AUGGUGAACUUCACCGUUGAUGAGAUUCGCGGUCUUAUGGACCGGCCGACCAACAUCCGUAACAUGUCGGUGAUUGCGCACGUCGACCACGGCAAGUCGACCCUGACUGACUCGCUCGUGUCGAAGGCCGGUAUCAUUGCCAACAACAAGGCCGGUGACAUGCGUUUCAUGGACACCCGUGACGACGAGAAGGAGCGUGGUAUUACGAUCAAGUCGACUGCCAUCUCGAUGUACUUCCCCCUCGCCAAGGAGGAGAUGGCCGCUGUCAAGCAGCCCUCUAACGGCAACGAGUUCUUGAUCAACCUGAUCGACUCGCCCGGUCACGUUGACUUCUCGUCGGAGGUCACUGCUGCCCUCCGUGUUACCGACGGUGCCCUUGUCGUUGUCGACUGUAUCGAGGGUGUCUGUGUGCAGACCGAGACUGUGCUCCGCCAGUCGCUCGGUGAGCGUAUCAAGCCCGUCGUGUGUCUGAACAAGGUCGACCGUGCUCUUCUCGAGCUUCAGGUCGACAAGGAGGACCUCUACCAGUCCUUCCAGCGCACGGUCGAGUCGGUGAACGUGGUGAUCGCCACCUACAACGACCCCGUCCUCGGUGAGUCGCAGGUGUACCCCGAGCGUGGUACCGUUGCCUUUGCUUCGGGUCUCCACGGCUGGGCCUUCACCCUCCGUCAGUUCGCCGCCCGCUACGCCAAGAAGUUCGGUGUGGACAAGGACAAGAUGAUGACCAAGCUCUGGGGUGACAACUUCUUCAACCCCAAGACCAAGAAGUGGACCAACAAGGAGAUCGACGCCGACGGCAACCGUCUCGAGCGUGCCUUCAACAUGUUCAUCCUCGACCCGAUCUACCGCAUCUUUGACUCGAUCAUGAACUUCAAGAAGGAGGAGACCAAGAAGCUGCUCGAGAAGCUGGAGAUCGUCCUCACCCAGGACGAGCAGGACCUCGAGGGCAAGCCCCUCCUCAAGGUCGUCAUGCGCAAGUUCCUGCCCGCUGGUGACGCUCUCCUGGAGAUGGUUGUUAUCAACCUCCCCUCGCCCGUCACUGCGCAGCGCUACCGUGUCGAGACCCUCUACGAGGGUCCCCUCGACGACCCCUCGGCCAUUGGUAUCCGCGACUGUGACCCCAACGGUCCCCUUAUGCUCUACGUCUCGAAGAUGGUUCCCACCUCGGACAAGGGUCGCUUCUACGCCUUCGGCCGUAUCUUCUCGGGUACCAUCCGCUCGGGCCCCAAGAUCCGCAUCCAGGGCCCCAACUACGUGCCCGGCAAGAAGGAGGACCUCUUUGUCAAGUCCAUCCAGCGUACCGUGCUCAUGAUGGGCCGUUACAUCGAGCCCAUUGAGGACUGCCCUGCCGGUAACAUUCUCGGUCUCGUCGGUGUCGACCAGUUCCUGCUCAAGAGCGGUACCCUUACCUCGGACGAGACUGCCCACAACAUGCGUGUCAUGAAGUUCUCCGUCUCGCCCGUCGUGCAGGUCGCCGUCGAGGUCAAGAACGCCAACGACCUGCCCAAGCUGGUCGAGGGUCUCAAGCGUCUCUCCAAGUCGGACCCCUGUGUCCAGUCGUGGAUCGACGAGUCCGGCCAGCACAUUGUUGCCGGCGCCGGUGAGCUCCACCUGGAGAUCUGUCUCAAGGAUCUCGAGGACGACCACGCCGGUAUCCCCCUCAAGAUCUCGGACCCCGUCGUCGGCUACCGUGAGACUGUCCAGGCCGAGUCGAGCAUGACUGCGCUCUCCAAGUCGCAGAACAAGCACAACCGUCUGUACGUCACUGCUCAGCCCCUCGACGAGGACCUCUGCAAGGAGAUCGAGACCGGCAAGGUCAACCCGCGUGACGACUUCAAGAUCCGCGCUCGCCACCUCGCUGACGAGUACGGCUGGGACGUUGCGGACGCCCGUAAGAUUUGGUGCUUCGGCCCCGAGACGACCGGCCCUAACCUGCUUGUCGAUGUCACCAAGGGUGUGCAGUACCUUAACGAAAUCAAGGACUCGUGUGUCGCUGCCUUCCAGUGGGCCACCAAGGAGGGUGUCUGCGCCGAGGAGAGCGUGCGUGGUGUGCGCUACAACAUUCUCGAUGUGACGCUCCACACCGACGCCAUCCACCGUGGUGGUGGCCAGAUCAUCCCGACCUGCCGUCGCGUCUGCAACGCCGCCGCGCUCCUUGCGUCGCCCGGUCUCCAGGAGCCCAUGUACCUGGUCGAGAUCCAGUGCCCCGACUCGGGUCUCGGUGGUAUCUACUCGACGCUCAACAAGCGUCGUGGUCAGGUCUUCUCGGAGGAGCCGCGUGUGGGUACCCCCAUGGUUACCGUCAAGGCCUACCUCCCCGUUAACGAGUCGUUCGGCUUCAACGGUGACCUCCGCCAGGCUACUGGUGGUCAGGCCUUCCCCCAGUCGGUCUUCGACCACUGGGCGCUGAUGAACGGUGUCGCGAGCGACAAGACCAGCAAGCUGUACGAGCUCGUCAAGUCCAUCCGUGUCCGCAAGGGUCUCAAGGAGGAGGUGCCGGACCUUGCCACCUACUACGACAAGCUCUAA
Messenger RNA from Malassezia japonica, 2529 nucleotides. RefSeq names its product translation elongation factor 2 (gene EFT2). Bases 1 to 2529 code for a protein of 842 amino acids. The transcript has a single exon. Gene Ontology annotation, molecular function: translation elongation factor activity; ribosome binding; GTPase activity. Gene Ontology annotation, cellular component: ribonucleoprotein complex; cytosol. Lineage: Eukaryota; Fungi; Basidiomycota; Malasseziomycetes; Malasseziales; Malasseziaceae. The record is from RefSeq and is a predicted model, not a curated record. Gene Ontology annotation, biological process: translational elongation.